GCGGCGGUGCGGGAUGCGCGGCCCCCGAUGGGAUGUAGCGGGCGGCUGCUGGGACCCGCCGGGGGCCGCCGCGCCUCGCUGCUCCUCACCAUGAUCCUCUUCUUCACCUACUUCUUCUCCUGCCUGCCCGGGCCCUGCGAGCCGCUGCCGCCCGCGCUGCUGCUGCCGCCGCCCGCCGCGCUGCCCGCGGGGCCGGGGGCGGCGGGGGGCGCGGGGGGCGGCAGCCGCCGCUUCCCCCAGGCCAUCAUCGUGGGCGUGAAGAAGGGCGGGACGCGGGCGCUGCUCGAGUUCCUGCGGGCGCACCCCGGGGUGCGGGCGGUGGGCGCUGAACCCCACUUCUUCGACAGGUGCUACGAGAAGGGGCUGCGCUGGUACAGGAGCCUGAUGCCACGGACCCUGGAGGGACAGAUCACUAUGGAGAAGACCCCCAGCUACUUUGUCACCAAGGAGGCCCCGCGGCGCAUCUACAACAUGUCCCGGGACACGAAGCUGAUCGUGGUGGUGCGCAACCCCGUCACCCGCGCCAUCUCGGACUACACACAGACCCUCUCCAAAAACCCCUCCAUCCCCAGCUUCCAGGCCCUGGCCUUCAAAAACCUCAGCACGGGACUGAUUGACACGAGCUGGAGCGCGGUGAGGAUCGGGAUCUAUGCCAAGCACCUGGAUAAUUGGCUGCAGUACUUCCCGCUCUCCAAAUUCCUCUUCGUCAGCGGGGAGAGGCUCGUCAGCGACCCUGCCGGGGAGAUGGGCCGUGUCCAGGACUUCCUGGGGCUCCAGAGGGUGGUGACAGACAAACAUUUCUAUUUUAAUGAGACCAAGGGCUUUCCCUGCCUGAAGAAGCCGGAGGGGGGAAGCAAACCCCGCUGCCUGGGGAAAUCCAAGGGGCGGCCGCACCCCAAAAUCGACGGGCAGGUGGUGCAGCGCCUGCGGGAGUUCUACAGACCCUUCAACAUGAAGUUUUAUCAGAUGACAGGGCAGGAUUUUGGGUGGGACUGAGCCAUCCCCAGGGCAUGCUGCCGGGCUGGCACCUGGACUGCCAGGACCGUGGUCCAGGGAUGGCCAUGGCCACCCCACCAGCACCCUCCUCCCUUCAUUUUAAUUUAUAUCAGACCUUUUCUGGCAAGAAAUGGACUUUUCUGGAGUAGAGAGAAAUAUUUAAGAAAUAAAGCCACAGAUGAGCCCUCUCCCCUCCCUGAGCAGAUUAAAUAUUCUUCCAUAUAAA
This is a messenger RNA of Corvus hawaiiensis (hawaiian crow), 1222 nucleotides long. RefSeq names its product heparan sulfate-glucosamine 3-sulfotransferase 6 (gene HS3ST6). The record is from RefSeq and is a predicted model, not a curated record. The transcript has 2 exons. Bases 28 to 996 code for a protein of 322 amino acids. NCBI's taxonomy places the organism in Eukaryota, Metazoa, Chordata, Aves, Passeriformes, Corvidae. Gene Ontology annotation, molecular function: [heparan sulfate]-glucosamine 3-sulfotransferase activity.